Molecule: messenger RNA, 468 nt
Organism: Suillus clintonianus
Lineage: Eukaryota; Fungi; Basidiomycota; Agaricomycetes; Boletales; Suillaceae
Exons: 2
Source: RefSeq, a predicted model, not a curated record
AAUCCAAUUUACCUGUUUUACGAAGAAGUGUCGAAGAAUGCUCACGGCAGCAAGGGCAAUGUGGGUGACAAGCACUACAAGUGUUACCAUGGUCAGCGAAAAACUUUGACUAUCACGAAGGCAAUGCGAAGUAGCCUCAAUGGUCUUAUUGGACAUAUAAAAACACACUUUCCUGCUAUGUAUCAUCUAUAUCUAUGUCUCAAGGAUCGUGUCGAGUCACCUACUGAAGACGAGGUCGCAAUCACAUCUGGCAAAAAGUCUCUUGACCCCACGCAGGCAGCUGAAUAUCUCCUCGAGCUUGAAAAGUCCUCAAGCAAUAUUGUUGAUGCUUUCAUUCAGCAGAAUCAACGAGCGCAGGAAGCUAACUGGGAUCAGGGUACAUUUGAGUGGCUUCUUGCUGAAUGGAUGGUCACAUGUGAUCAGCCAUUCAAGGAGGUCGACCGGAUUGAGUUCCACCGCCUCCUUGAG